AUGUCCUUUCUUAUCCACGAGGUGGUCUACUUCGGUCGCUGUUUGCCGUUUAUGAUAAUGGAUAAGAUUCCGUAUUUCCGGCAAUACAAGAUCCAAGAGCAAAAAAUGCCCACCUUGGCCGAACAAUGGGCCUGCGCGAGACUGGUCUUGCUGUCGCACUUCACCGUCGAACUCCCCCAGAUCUGGCUCUUUCACCCCAUGGCGCAAUAUUUUGGUCUUUCAACCAGCGUCCCCUUCCCUCACUGGUACACGAUGGCAUGGCAAAUCGCCCUCUUUUUUGUGCUCGAGGACGCAUGGCACUAUUGGUUUCACCGGGCUCUCCACACUCCUCGGUUGUACAAGAUGAUCCACAAGCUUCACCAUCAAUACAGCGCACCGUUUGGGCUGGCCGCAGAGUAUGCUUCACCACUCGAGACCAUGAUUCUCGCCUUCGGCACCGUCGGGAUCCCCAUCGUUUUCUGCGCCUUCACCAAGAACCUCCACGUCAUCACCAUGUAUACAUGGAUUGUCGGCCGGCUCUUUCAGGCCAUCGAUGCCCAUUCCGGAUACGAGUUCCCUUGGAGUCUGCAUCACUUCCUACCAUUCUGGGCUGGAGCCGAUCAUCACGACGUGCACCACGAGAAGUUUCUCGGCAACUACGCUAGCUCUUUUCGAUGGUGGGAUGCAGUGAUGAACACUGAGGCAGGAAGUGCUUCGGGUGCGGCCAAGAGAGCAAAGGCGGCGGCGGUGAAGGAGGAGUAG
This is a messenger RNA of Capronia epimyces CBS 606.96, 741 nucleotides long. Its product is annotated as C-4 methylsterol oxidase. The record is from RefSeq and is a predicted model, not a curated record. Gene Ontology annotation, molecular function: iron ion binding; C-4 methylsterol oxidase activity. Gene Ontology annotation, biological process: ergosterol biosynthetic process. Lineage: Eukaryota; Fungi; Ascomycota; Eurotiomycetes; Chaetothyriales; Herpotrichiellaceae. The coding region runs from base 1 to 741 and encodes 246 amino acids. The transcript is spliced from 2 exons.